AAGACGGACCACAGCGGAAAAGUGAGGGAAACAAGAGCAAAAAGUAAGGAAAGUGGCCCAACUUGGGCCCGGGAUGGACGGGCCAGAAGGGAAGGAGAUGGAAGGGACUGAAGGGAAAGAGAUGGAAGGGACUGAAGGGAAAGAGAUGGACGGGACAGAAGGGAAGGAGAUGGAGCCCGAGAUGGACAACAAAACGAUUAAAGUAGAACCCACCGAAUCCGGUGAGACCCUUCUCAGGGAGAACAGCCCUGACCCUGACCCUGGCCACGACACUGACCCUGACCCUGACCCAGGAGAGGGACCGUCCUCCUUGAUCAGGGACCCCAAGUUAGGACUGUGCGAGCCUAAACCAGGACCCAGCCGCAAGAUCAUAGACGACGAUGAUGAUGAUGACAGUGAUGAUGAAGAUGAGGACGAUGAUGAGGAUGAAGAUGAGGAUGAAGAUGAUUCCCACUUGCCCCUGGUGGUCUGGGAGCAGCCUCUCAAAGUGGGGAAAGAAGAGCCCAUGGACUACGAUGAUGACUGCAUGCCAGGACCCAGCCGAGCCAAACCCCUGCACAACUGGGACUCAGACAGCGACUCGGAUUCUGACAGCUCGAACACAUCCUGUAGGAUUCGAGAACUUCCCGUGCAAGAUGACGAGGAAGAAGAUGAUCAGGCUCAAGCCCAGGCUCAGGCGCCAGCUCCAAAGCAGAAAAGCAUUUUCUGCUUCAAAAAGAAAGAUAUACCUGCCAUUGACACACCUCUUCCAAUAGAUGACAUGACUCUGAUUCUACCUGAAAGUGUUGAACUACAGCCCUUUGGGAGGGUUUCAGGUAUUAUCGAAAAACUAGUAAUCAUUGAAUCUGUGACUGACCUACCACCAGUUUGCGAAGAUAGCAUGAUCUUCAAGAGCAAUCGACAUGCUGCUGGAAAGAUUUUUGAAAUCUUUGGGCCGGUUGCACAUCCCUUUUAUGUCCUGCGGUUCAGUUGCAUGGAACACAUCAAGAGGAAGGACAUCAAAAUAAGGGACAUUAUGUAUUUUGCCCCCUCAAUCCAGCAUUUCACUCGCUACAUCUUCACAGACAGAAUCCGGGAUAGGGGUUCUGAUGCUUCAUGGAAGAAUGACCUUGAGCCACCUCCUGAAGCUGUUGAUUUCAGUGAUGAUGAAAAAGAAAAAGCAGCCAAAAGCAAGAAGAAGUACUACGGACGUAAUCGGAAGAAGCAGAGGGCAGAGUACAGAUCAAAGAGCAGAUCCAGUUACAGCAGGGAUAGGAAGGGUUACAGACCAGAAAGCAGGCAGCUAGCCCUUGAGGAUGGCAGGGAGGAGGAGACCCAGGAGGAGGCCAAAGUAGAGGAGGUCCAGGAGGAGGCCAAGGUGGAGGAAGUGCAGGAGGAGGCCAAAGUGGAGGAGGCCAAGGUGGAAGAGGUCCAGGAGGAGGCCAAAGUGGAAGAGGCCAAGGUGGAAGAGGUCCAGGAGGAGGCCAAAGUGGAGGAGGAGGCCAAGGUGGAGGAGGCCAAGCAGGAGGACAGGGAGGAAGCCAAGCAGGAGCCCAAACAGGAGAAUAGGCAGGGCUCCCGCCAGGAGAGCCGACAGGGCUCCCGCCAGGACAACAGGCAGGCUUCCCGAAGCCAGGAGAAUAGACAGGGUGCCAGGGAGAGAUCAGUUUCCCAGCAGGAAAACAGACAGAGCACCCACAGGGAUCAGAGGAAGGGUGGCCGACAGGAUCAGAGAAAAGGUGGCCGACACGAUCACAGGCAUUCCAGCCGACAUGAUCGCAGACAGGAUCGCAGGCAGCUGGUCCAGCAUGACCACAGGCAGCUCAUGCAGCAGGAUUUCCGACAGGAAUACUGCCAUGAGUUCGGCCAGGAAUUUGGCCAGGGGUUCGGCCAGGGAUUCGGCCAGGAGUUCGGCCAGGGGUUCGGCCAGGAGUUCGGCCAGGAGUUUGGUGGUCAGGAUUACGGGCAGCUAGAAUUUGGGCAGCUGGAAUUUGGGCAGCAGGAGUUUGCGCAGGAGAAUACCACCAGGAGUACCACCAGGAGUACCGCCCUGCCGCUGCCGCCGCCGCUGCCGCCGCCGCUGCCGCUGCCGCUGAGUACCACCAGGAAUACAGACCUGUUGCUGAGUACCGGCCUGACUAUCAGAAUCUUGGUGCUUAUGGAGGAGAAGCUCCUGCUCACUGGUGCCCUCAGCCUCGUGAGGCUGGAAGAGGCUGCUACAGCAAACGGGAGUACCACAGAGAAUUCUCCCGGGCCCGGCACCACAAGGCCAGCCACACCAGGACCCAGGCCGCCGCCGCCGCGCAGUUCUACAAUGCUGACCACAGGGGGAACCAGGAUGCUCCUCCCUCUCUGUUUGCGCCUCAGCACAGAUUUUAAACUUCUUGAGGGCCAGGACCAGACAUUGUACUUCUGUACAUAACCCCACAGCACCUAGAUUGGUACUAUGUACAUAGUAACCACUCCGUGAAAUUCAUUGGCUAAUUCGAGCAUAUUUAUGGCCUUAAAACUAAAGGAUUGUGCAUAGGUGCUGAGGGGUUUGUACAUAACCUCUGGAGCCAUCCACAGAAGGUGGCUGUGUGCCAGAAAAUUGUGAAAGAGAAGUCAGUGAGUAUCUUCUCGAGUGCUCCCUUUGGGCGGUUUUGCUCCUUCUAACAACAUUACCAUGCAACGAGGAUCCCAGAUGCAGAUGGCUCACUUCAUUCUUUAAAUGGAGUCCACUUGCCCUAUUGAAUGGGAAAGGGAGAUGUGGGCUGGACUAGUUGGCUUCCUGAGGACUCUUCUGACGAGGAGAUUCUCUGAAGUGGAGGGAAACAUGGCUUAGUGUCUUGAAUAUGAGAGAAAAAACUGAGAUAUGAAUACUUUGAACCAUUUGUCUAUUCUACAGAAUGCACAGCAGUUGAUAUGAGAAAGAGUGACUCGGGUCUCUACCUCAUACACUGCUAGUCUAAAUUACAGUACUGUGAAAUACAAGUAUUUUUAUAAUUUUCAACAAUGAUGUAGCAUCUUAACCACAGCAGUUGAUUCAAGACAGAGUAACUCGGGCCUCUGUCUCAUGUACUGCUAGUCUAAAUUACAGCACUGAAAUAUAAAUAUUUUAUAAUUUUCAAUGAUUAUGUACUAUCUUUUCCCCCAAAGAUUUCAAAUCACUUUGCAGAUAUCCCAUUCUCAUAACCACAUGAGAUAAAUGGGUAGCAAGUCUUAAAUGUUAAAUUUUCCUGAACAUCAUGUCUAAGAAUUAUCUUUGGACCAUACUGAAUUUAGAGGUCGUUGUAGAGGAGCAAAGAGUGAAGACCACUGAGUGAAGCAAAUGCUUUCUCAAGUCACUUAGCACCUCUCAGGACCCCAGGGUCCUACAAAAUUGUUACAAUGUUAGGAUGUCACUCAAAUGUAAAUUGUGUGUCUGUAAAAGAAGGGUCUACGGUCCCUUCCAGUGAUAAUAAUGUGUAAUUCAUAAAAUGUAAAAAUGCCAAAAAAAAUCUGUGAGUAAAUGUAGUUUAUUAAUAAGUAUGCCAAAAAAAAAAAAGUAUAUACACCUUUACCUUUAAUGUUUUCUUCCUGUUUAAGCGCCAGUAGUUUUAAAUGAUAUGUAGAUUCCUUCAUAGAUUCCUUCGUAGAUACCUUCUUAGAUACUUCGUAGAUACCUUCUUAGAUACUUCGUAGAUACCUUCUUAGAAACUUCGUAGAUACCUUCUUAGAAACUUCGUAGAUACCUUCUUAGAUACUUCGUAGAUACCUGUAUCUUAGAUACUUCGUAGAUACCUUCUUAGAUUCCUCCUUAGAUUGUCAUGCUUAGAUUGUAAUUCUUAAGAAUUCUUAGAUUAGAUUAACAAUAACUAAUAUAUUCUUGGCGCUACUUAAAUCUUAAACUGAUACUAAUAGGUUAAAUGUAUCUUUCUCUAUUUGAUGUUAUUUCUCUAUUUUUAACUAUAGUAGGAUAAGUAACUAUAGAGUAAACAAUAGAGUAAAACUCUAUAAACUCUAGAGUUAAACACCAUUGGGGCUAAGGGCUAUAUCGAGAUUGGUGCUGUGAAAUUUGUCCCGUAAAAGACUUAGUUGAAUUUAUUCAACUAAGUUAUUGUCCCCGUAAACCUAUUGUGGUGUGCCGUAACCAAUUUAUAUUAUGCAUGUACAUGUUGAUAUCUUAAAUGUUUAUCUAUGUAUCUCUUAAAUGUUAAAAUAAAUGUUUGCAAAAUUAA
This is a messenger RNA of Gracilinanus agilis (Agile Gracile Mouse Opossum), 4178 nucleotides long. It is a transcript of the gene NAF1, whose product is annotated as nuclear assembly factor 1 ribonucleoprotein. Gene Ontology annotation, biological process: box H/ACA snoRNP assembly; pseudouridine synthesis; ribosome biogenesis. The transcript has 10 exons. The coding region runs from base 74 to 2401 and encodes 775 amino acids. The record is from RefSeq and is a predicted model, not a curated record. Gene Ontology annotation, cellular component: sno(s)RNA-containing ribonucleoprotein complex. Gene Ontology annotation, molecular function: RNA binding. Lineage: Eukaryota; Metazoa; Chordata; Mammalia; Didelphimorphia; Didelphidae.